Trichoplax adhaerens is the source of this 363-nucleotide messenger RNA. RefSeq lists its product as uncharacterized. The transcript has a single exon. NCBI's taxonomy places the organism in Eukaryota, Metazoa, Placozoa, Uniplacotomia, Trichoplacea, Trichoplacidae. Gene Ontology annotation, cellular component: mitochondrion. The coding region runs from base 1 to 363 and encodes 120 amino acids. The record is from RefSeq and is a predicted model, not a curated record. Gene Ontology annotation, molecular function: thiosulfate-cyanide sulfurtransferase activity.
AUGGACGAAAUAUCGUACGAGGAUUUAGUAUCGCUCAUCGAGACGAAAAACAUUCAAUUAUUCGAUGUUCGCACACCAGAAGAGAUUGCUAAAUAUGGAAAGAUUGCACAUUCAGUCAAUGUUCCUGUUCAUGAAAUCCGAGAUGCAUUGCAAAUGAGUGCAGAAGCCUUUCAAGAUAAGUAUAGCGUUGCAAAACCUACUAUGGAUAGUCAACACUUGAUCUUUCACUGCCAGUCUGGUAAACGUAGUCGUAUGGCUUUAGAUGCUGCUCUCCAAUUGGGAUAUAGUAAUGCUCGUCAUUAUCGUCAAGGCUUCUUAGGAUGGCUUCAAAGACAGGAAAAUACCAAUAAUGAAAUGAAAUAA